Molecule: messenger RNA, 3972 nt
Organism: Triplophysa dalaica
Lineage: Eukaryota; Metazoa; Chordata; Actinopteri; Cypriniformes; Nemacheilidae
Gene: appl2
Product: adaptor protein, phosphotyrosine interaction, PH domain and leucine zipper containing 2
Exons: 21
Coding region: 72-2069 (665 amino acids)
Biological process (GO): signaling
Cellular component (GO): endosome membrane; cytoplasm
Molecular function (GO): protein binding
Source: RefSeq, a predicted model, not a curated record
UUGCGCAAGUGCAUGCCGGGAGCUGUAGUCCUCUUUCGUUCAUUCCGUUCUCGCCGUCUGCUACGUGAAAGAUGCCGGCUGUACACCACAAAUUAUUACUCGAAGAUGCCCUGCAGGACAGUCCGCAGACGCGUUCCCUGCUCAGCGUGUUCGAGGAGGAUGCUGGGACACUCACAAACUACACAAACCAGCUGCUCCAGUCCAUGCAAAGAGUGUUUGGAGCUCAGAAUGAAAUGGGGCUGGCAACAGAACAGCUUUCUAAGCAGCUCUUGGAAUAUGAGAAACAGGACUUUGCUCUGGCGAGAGGUGAUGAAGAGGUCAUCAACACUCUGCAGCAAUUCGCCAAAAGUGUAGAAGAGUUGAACUCUCUACAUGCUGAACUGGCAACUCAGAUGGCCGAAAAGAUGGUGUUUCCCAUGGUACAGUUCAGAGAGAAGGACCUUACAGAGAUCAGCACGCUGAAGGAGAUAUUCGGCAUCGCCAGUGAUGAGCAUGAAGCCGCCAUGGUGAAAUACAGCCGUUUACCCAAAAAGAGAGAAAACGAAAAGAUGAAAGCAGAAGUGGUGCGAGAGGUGGCGUACUGUCGCAGAAAGCAGCAUCAGGCAGCUAUGCAGUAUUAUUGCUCUCUGAAUGCGCUGCAGUACAGGAAGAGAGUGGCCAUGCUGGAACCUAUGCUGGGAUACACACGUGCUCAGAUCAAUUUCUUUAAGAAAGGGAUGGAGCUGGUUUCUAAAAAGAUGGACAGUUUUCUCAACUCAGUUUCCAACAUGAAUGAGAGUAUUGAGUCUCAGUUAGAGGUGGAGACGGAGGUCAUGCGCUCGUCUCAGAGAGAGCUGCUCUCCGUGGAUGAUGUCACCUAUAUGCCGGAUCGUGAUCUGACCCCUGUGAAUCGAGCGCUGGUUCAGAAAGCGGGGUAUCUCAACAUCAGGAAUAAAACAGGUCUGGUGACGACGGCGUGGGAUCGGUUGUUUUUCUUCACUCAGGGGGGUAAUAUGAUGUGUCAGCCGCGGGGGGCCAUCGCAGGUGGGAUGGUUCUGGAUCUGGACAACAGCUCCGUCAUGGCCGUGGAGUGUGAAGAUCGUCACUACUGCUUUCAGAUCACCUCACCCAACGGCAAAACGUCUUUGAUUCUUCAAGCUGAGAGCAGAAAGGAAUAUGAGGAGUGGAUCUGCACUCUCAACAACAUUUCAAGACAGAUUUAUCUGACCGACAAUCCUGAGGCUGUGGCCAUCAGGUUGCAUCAGACGGCUCUUCAGGCAGUGACACCCAUCACCAGCUUUGAGAAGAGAGCUGAAGUUUCUCCAAACCCUAACCAAGCGAAAACAAGCGGUGUGGCCAGUGUUAAUUCUCAGAAAGGCCCUGUAGUCUAUGAGCCUGAAGAUCUGAUCGCUCCGGGAACUCCCAUCCAGUUUGACAUCGUGCUGCCCGUGUCUGAGUUUCUGGAUCAGAAUCGAGCCGGAGCAAGACGCACUAACCCGUUUGGUGAAACAGAAGAGGACGACAGCGGAUCAGAUGACACGCACGAUUCGCUCCUGCAGCAGGUGUUUGCUGUGCGGUUCUUGGGUUCGAUGGCCGUUCGAGAAGGUCACACGCAGGAAGUGAUUUAUGAAGCCAUGAGACAGGUUCUCGCCGCACGGGCGAUCCACAACAUCUUCAAAACCACAGAGUCACAUAUGAUGGUGAACAGUACCUGCGUCAGAUUGAUUGAUCCACAAACUCAAGUCACCAAAAUCUGCUUCCAGCUGAAGGACGUGUCUCAGUUCGCAGCCCAUCAGGAGAACAGCAGGCUGAUGGGUUUCGUUCUGGAGGGGAGAGAUUGGACUAACGGAGGAGACGGAGAACCUUCCUUCAGCGUGUUUGUGUUCGAGAGCAACACUGAAGGAGAGAAGAUCUGCUACACUAUUAACUUGGGGAAAGAGAUCACAGAGGCCAGGAAGGACCCUGAAGCGCUGGCCCAGCUGAUGAAGUCGAUGCCCCUGACAAACGAUGGAAAGUUUUUGCUGCUGGAAAAUGAGACGGGAGACGCAGCAGAUGGAGUCACACCAGAUGACCUUGAGUCAGAGGCCUGACCUCAAACACACACGCACACACACACACACGCGCAUCUGCUGCUGUCCUCUGAUCUCUAAACACACUGCACUCAUUAUACAACACGCAUUCAGUUCAGAUGCUGUGAAACUGCUGUGAGUAAAUCACAUGCGGGUUUACAUCAGAUUCUUAGUUCAGCCACAAAGUUGUACAUUUUCUUAUAUUAGAAAGCAAGACUUUCUACAGUCUCAUACGAAGAUGUCUUCAGAAAACGGAAAAUAUGACGCACGAGUUGUAUGGGCUACUUAAAAUGCUUCCCUGGUUUCAUUUUUUUAUGUCUGCGGAAGAAAGUUGUGUUUAGUUGUGUGAAGUGGUUCUUUAAAGCAGCGAUCUGUAACUUUUGCCUCUCUGUUGCCUUCUCUGUUUGAAACAUACAAUAGCAGAUUGAAGCCGUGGACAGGCUUGACUUUGAGCCUGCGAAGAAAGUCGGACGGUGGUACAAAAAUGGCCGGGCGCAAUUCCCCACUUUUCGACGUUUUGAUCUUCUAUUGAUCUCACUCACUCAUGUCAGAGUUCACCAAACUUGAACUUUGCGACGCAGCAAAAUGCGAAAUAUUGUUCAGUCACAUUCGCAAGUGAUGAAUGGAAGUCAAUGGAGAGAAAAGUCAAGUGUGACCGCGGCUUGACAUAGGUCAGAUUUCCCACACACUUGCAACAGAAAGUAGGAAUGAUCAAAUAUUAGUGCAACUAGGUGUCGUGGAUUUGGGAGACUAAACACUUUUUAAACACUAACUACACUUGUUUAGUAUUAACCACAAAGUUACAGAUAGCAGCUUUUGUUGAACCAUAAUAUUUAUGUGAGUUUGUUUCACAAUGCAAACUUUUGGUCAUAGGAAACACAAAAUGUACAUUCCAUUCACAUCCACUUCAUCAUUCCACUGUCAUCACAGCUUUCAGAGAACACAUGAAACUGCUCUGAAUCCCACUUUACAAACUCAUCAUCCCUGUGAAGUAUUCGAGAUCACUGCAUCAUAACUCACUGGAUGGUGAAAGGUGGCAAGAUGAAUCUUUUAAUUUUUUAAAGGCGACUUGGAAUGCGAGCUGAAGUUUUACGCUUUAUGAAUGAAGUUUUAUUAAUGUAAGGUACUCCUAGAUACGAAUGCUUAUGUUAAAAAGCAAAUAGCAUGUUAUAAACAGGGUCUGUGUAUUGAUGCAAUUUUAUAUCGUGGCAUUAGGAGUUUCAAUUGGUGUUUGUAUGACACAAAGAUAUGCACUUUCUAUUGUCAUCGACGCAUGUACUUGUAAACUGGGAUUCAGUCCAUUAUUUUUUUAAUUUGAUAAAUAGUUCCACUUAGGUUGUUUUGGAUUCCUGUAUUUUUAAACACUACAUUGAAAUCAGACCUCUUUUCUUAGUAAGUUAAUACAUUUAAAGCCUAAAUACAGUGGAGAGAAUUUAAACAAAGGAUCUAUAGAUUGGUAUAUAACAACAACUGUGCUAGUUGUGUAUUAUCUAUUUUGUGGACAGCAUAAUAAUUUUCAUUCACUGUGUAAUAUUGUGUCUUACAGUAGCUUUACAGACCACUACAUUUACGUUACAGUUCAUUUAUAACAUUUGUUUUUUGCUCUGAAGGGCUUUUUCUCCGUAUUUUGUCUGAGUUCACCUGUGUGUUUCCUGUAACAUUACCGAAGGAGACAGUUCAAUCACGUUUCUUGGUUUACAGUGAGCUGAGCUGUUGUUUACAUACUAAGCUGAUGGCGAGAGCUUUAAAAGGCAAACGUGAUCUCAACAUGUAACUCAAAAUAUAUCUCUGUCCGUUUAACAUGUGAUGAGCUUUAGCAUGUCAUGCUGGAAAAUAAAAACUAUUACCGUACGAGCAGCGGUUAUUUUUCUGCCCAUGUAACAUGCACCUGUCUGUCUUUUCAGUAUGUUAAACUUUAAUAAAG